AUGCCGCCGACCUUCGCCGCCAUUAAUGAAGUACUAGACAGAACCAAGGAGGGGAUCGGCGCCAAAGGCGUCGACUUCGCUGUGGCCGCCGCGCUGGCCAAGGGGUUACCCCGGUUCCAACUCACAACCUCGAACUCCCAACCACUCGAGCCAAAGGACAGCACCAAGAGGGACGCCGGCCACCGGAAUCAGAAGGGGAUCGAGCAGAUCGGGCAAGAUGGGGCGGGCCUUCUCCACAAGACGCCGAUGCGGUCCGCGAGGAGACCACCGCGUCGCGACCCACGCCCGCUGCCCCCUUGCUACCCACGCAGCCAAGAGGACAGCCAUCCAGCGCCCACCGGCGCCACCUGCCGAGGGAUGCACGCCGAGCACACCAUCCGGGGCUGCCCCCCCGAAAAAAAGCAACAACGCACGCCCCGACGUCCUCUCGCCCCACCCGCACGACCUCGACCUCUCGCCCCUGCUCCUCCUCCCCCGCCGUUCGCCCUCUCCCGUUCCUCGCCGCUCCUCCCGAGCCUCCCGCCGCUCCUCCAUUCCUCCGGAGCCGCCCGCCACGCCCUUCGCCGCGGGAUCCCCUUCGUCGCGGGAGCCGCCGUCGAGCCCGUCCAUCGCGCCCAAGCCGCCGCCGGAGCAGCCCUGCGCCGCAGGAUCCCCUUCGCCGCGGCUCGCAGGUCGCCGAGCCGCCGCCCCGGAGCCGCCCUUCGCCGUGGUCCGCAGGUCGCCGAGCCGCCGCCCCCGCCCUUCGACGCGGCCCGCAGGUUCCCUAGCCGCCAACGCACACCCCCACGUCCUCCCGCCGCCCCGGAGCCGCAAUGCGACGGGCCCAAACCGGAGAUCCACAACACGGGCGGGCUGAGCCGGCGGGGCUUCCCGGCUGGGUUCGUGUUCGGGACGGCCGCGUCGGCGUACCAGGUGGAGGGCAUGGCGAGGCAGGGCGGGCGCAGGCCCAGCAUCUGGGACGCCUUUGCAGCCAUACCGGGGACGAUCGCCGGCAAUGGCACCGCCGACGUGACGGUCGAUGAGUACCAUAGGUACAAGGAGGAUGUGAGCAUAAUGAAGGAAAUGGGCUUCGACGCGUACCGGUUCUCGAUCUCCUGGUGGAGGAUUUUCCCAGAUGGGACUGGGAAGGUGAACCAGGAAGGAGUGGACCACUACAACAGGCUCAUAGAUUACAUGCUCCAGCAAGAUAACUGAAGUUUUCAAAAUUGCUUGAUUGAUUAUUAAUCAAUGUAAGCAAUCUAUCAUGUAGGUUUUGUUCGAUCCUACAGUUGAAGAAAAUCAUACUGAAGAUCUGAGCUUAAGUGUUCCAACAGCUGAAGCACCAGCUCAAGAUGAAAGGAACCUCUUAAUAUGAUUGUAGAUCCAUUCCCGUAAAGUGCAGUUAGAAUAUGGAAUCCACCUCGAACUAGGUUUAAAAAACAGAAAGCAUAUGGAAUUUUGCUCUAUCAGGUAGCAAUUUGGUUGUUCAAUCCAUCCAUAGUUACAUUUUUAAGAUAUAUUGUGGAAUUUCCUUAUUUUUUUAAUACAAGUCUGAACUUUUAGGACAUCCGACACAUGAGUUUGAACCAUCCAAUUAUAGUGCUACUAAUUUUGGGUCACUACAUCAUGCAAUACUACGGAUGCUGUUCAACAUGGCAAAGUUGGAUUUUUUUUAUUCUUUUUUCAGAUUAGAAUCACUUUAGCAAUGCCAUAUAGAUAAUACAAGAUGUGGCAAAGUGUUGUAUUCAAUAGAGAUUACAGUGAUAAAUUGGUGAAAUUAGUUUGCUCUCUGAUCUCUGUUAGCUUUAAAUCGCUAGGAAGCCAUGUAGUCCUAUUUUUAGUACUAGGAGGAGAACAUAUAUUAAAUCUAUGUCAUCCAGGGAAGAUCUCUGUUGUGCUGGGGCAAACUAAACCAGAGCAAGCACUUACUCAAGGCAAGGAGCAGUGCUCGUACUUGCUCAUGGUUGAGGUAGAUUCAGGUUAAAUUUUAUGUGUUGAUUCCCUUCUCUUGCACAUGUCUAGGUCUUUGUGCCUGAUCAAGCUGUUCUUUGACAAGUAUUAUCUUUGAGUGAUGCCAUGUUGGUAAUAAAAUACUAUAUAACUCACAUUUCAUUUCUUAUGUGUUCCUUUUUCAUUUUUGUUCUGUUCUUAUUUUUCAAGUAUUAUUUUUGACUUGUUCCAGAUAUUUAAAUGUCUUUUUACGUAUCCUUUGUUUGUUCUCAAUUUGGAUGCUUUCAUGCAGAUCAAGUUAUUAUGGAG
Molecule: messenger RNA, 2238 nt
Organism: Triticum aestivum (bread wheat)
Lineage: Eukaryota; Viridiplantae; Streptophyta; Magnoliopsida; Poales; Poaceae
Product: translation initiation factor IF-2
Exons: 5
Coding region: 1-1194 (397 amino acids)
Biological process (GO): carbohydrate metabolic process
Molecular function (GO): beta-glucosidase activity
Source: RefSeq, a predicted model, not a curated record